ACCGGACCCAACCCGACACACGCGCGCGUCCGUCCGUCCGGUUAUGUCGUGUGGCCGCGUAGGAACGAACUGCUAUGGCCGAAGAUUUGGCUGAUCAAAUUGACGACUAUAUCUGUGUAUUUGAAGGAGCCGGUGAUCUAACGAUGGAUACGUUCGUAAUGUUACUGUUCGCGCUGAUCGUGGUAGUGAUUUCGCUCGUGUUUGCGACCAAACUGAUCUACGACAAGUACGUGCUGCGCAAGGGCGCUACGGCUAGUGGGACCGCCGAUGGUGGCACCGCUACCAUCCCGGCCGGUACGGCGGCCGUCGGUGGUGUGUCGCCGGUGGUCGCUGCGACCGGUGUGGCCGCGGGAACGCGCGUCUCCGAACCGAAGGAGGUGCUCACCAAAAAGGAUGCCAUUCUGUCACAAGUUCGCAAUGGUGGCAGUGGUGGCCUAGGCGGUGGAGCAAGAACUGGUGGUGGAUUCGGCGGUGGCGGCGGUGGUGGUAUGGGUGUUGCCAGCGGUCCCACGAUCGCUCGCAAACGUAUCUCUCGCAUGAGUCCCGGUCCCGAGCUGACUCAGAAGAAGCGUCCGGUGAUACCACCAUCGAACAUCAAUGGAACAGAUCCGCAAAUCACCCAAUGGGCUAUCCAUCUGUUCCGUUGGUUGUAUUCCGAUCUGGUGGUAGUGAACAAGCUGCUGCAGGACUGGGUAUCCUCAGUCAACACGGCACUACUCACGCACGUCGAGCAGCAUGAAAUGAUUGUCGAAAUUGUGCGCGUUUUGCCGGAAAGUUUGCCCCCGAAUUUGUCGAGCAUUCUGUGUGAACCGACGGAUCAAUCGAACGAAGUCGAGCUACUGUUUGACGUCGAUACGACGCCAGUUUUGCAGAUCAAAGCGUUCAAGUCGAGCAACCAAAAGACGGAAGUGUCCCACUACAAGGCUACGGUGUCGCGGUUAAAGUCCCGGGUUAGCGUUAUUGUCAACUACUUCGCACUCAAGGGAGAAAUGAAACUCGAAGGGUAUCCUGAUAUCAAAAUUCAUCUUAAUAGCAUUGGACCACUGAAAACUGCGAACGCACAGGACGAAAAGAAGCAGAUCGAUCUCAUUACGGAGCUACUGAUCGGUUCGAUCCGCGAUGUGGUGUAUCCGGUUGAUUUCUCCAUCUACUCCACCUGUCCGAGAAUAAUGGGCGAAGAGUCGGAGGAGGUCACAUCUGACUAUGGAUAUGGGGGCUACAGUGAUGGAUAUCGCGCUUAUCAGGACGACGCAUACGGUUCCGGUCUAUCGGCAUCGCCAAGAAAAUUACUAGUCAAAGUACUUAAAGCAGAAGGACUGCUGAAGUGCUCUCAACCUUUCUGUGUGAUCGAAAUGGACGAACCCGCCCAGAAGCAUCAAUCCGCUUCCAAGCAAGGCCAGAAUCCUUUCUGGGAUGAAACCUUCCUGUUUGAUCUGUCGAACCAUUCGACCGAACUUCUGUUCGAGGUGUACGAUACUGUAGCAGUAGCUGGUGGCCAAAAGUUCCUUGGACUGGGUUUGGUAGGCAUCGACGAGCUGGCCAACGGUCCCGCCACCACACAGAUUCUCGAGCUGCAGCCCCGACCAUACGAAACGGAAACCAUUACCGGUUCCUUAACGGUUGAGUUUGUUUUCAUCGAUUCGCCACCGGUUCCUGCAGCCCGGCGCCAGUACACGCAGCAAUCCUUCCACGCGAACGGAAUGUCCAACUUUGCCCGAGAUGCCAUCACGAGCACACCCGGUCCGGGAAGUCCGAACGGUACGGCAAGCACCACUGGUACGACUGGUUCGCCAAUGUCACCAUCCUCACCGUCCAAACUGCUGUCGAACAAAGCGCAAACGAUGGCAGAACGCAACCAACGGUUCCAGGCGGCGGAAGCUAACCGAAUGAACAACUCGUUCCUAAAACCAACGGCAGUGGGACAGCUUAACACUCUUAACGGUGGCAAAUCUGAAUCUACGCCAGCCUCGCCCGCUCUCUCCUCCGCCUCAGCCACCUCACAAUCCAUGACCGCCAGCCUAAGCAACAGUGCACCGAUCAGCGUCAACUCGGUGCCACCGGUGAAGAAACCGCGCAACAUCUUCGGCACACUACGCAGCAAGCUAACACCGUCCAAGAAGUCCAAAUCGCUGGACGUGCCGCAAUACAGUCCAACCGCAACAGGAGGUAACGUGCGCAGCGCAUCGUCAACGCUCAGUCGAGGAUCAUCGCUCGAUCAAAGAUCGAACAUCUUCCGCAACUUAUCGCGCAAAUCAUCCAUCUCGGAAUCAUCCGCCAUAUCGGGACUAUCGACGGGCAGUGGGCGAACGUACGUACACGAGGAGUCGACGCUGUUGCUCGAAACGACGGAGAAUAAUGUGGUACGCCACUAUCUUGUGCCGCUGGAGGUGGCUACGAAGCAGAAGAACUGGAAGCGUAAAGGGACCAAACUUCACAUCUACAAUGAUCACACGUUCGUUGCGAAACACAUCCCAGGUGGCAUCCUGUGCUUUGUCUGCAAUCGCAGCAUACCGAGACGCCCCGGAAAGCAAGGCUACGAAUGCCGGGACUGUGCCAUCCAGUGCCACAAGCCGUGCCACGUGCGUGCUCCCCAAGCCUGCCCGAAUCCGAAAAUAUUGUCCAUGCAGCUGUCUACACUACCCGUGCUUAGAGAUUAG
This is a messenger RNA of Anopheles maculipalpis, 2657 nucleotides long. RefSeq lists its product as uncharacterized. The transcript is spliced from 14 exons. Lineage: Eukaryota; Metazoa; Arthropoda; Insecta; Diptera; Culicidae. The coding region runs from base 75 to 2657 and encodes 860 amino acids. The record is from RefSeq and is a predicted model, not a curated record.